Molecule: messenger RNA, 2098 nt
Organism: Emiliania huxleyi CCMP1516
Lineage: Eukaryota; Haptophyta; Isochrysidales; Noelaerhabdaceae
Exons: 4
Coding region: 52-1653 (533 amino acids)
Biological process (GO): NLS-bearing protein import into nucleus
Cellular component (GO): cytoplasm; nucleus
Molecular function (GO): nuclear import signal receptor activity; protein binding
Source: RefSeq, a predicted model, not a curated record
AGGCGCUGCCGCCCUGUCGCUGCCGCUCGCGCAUCCCGGCGCUCUGCGACGAUGCCGCUGGCGGAUCGCAAGGAGAGUGGGCCGCGGUAUCGGAAUCAGCUGGACAAGGACGAUGCCCGGCGCGGUCGUGAGGAGACCACCAUCUCCAUCCGGAAGGACAAGCGCAACGAGCAGCUGCAGAAGAAGCGCUUUGGCGGCCCCGCCGCGAUGAUGAUGCCUCCAGACCAGUCGCAGCAGUCGGUGGGGUCGCAGGCGUGGGCCGAGUCCGACCCGCAGAAGCUGGUCGCUGGCGUGCAGUCAGAGGACCCGAACCAGCAGCUGCCGGCGGUGACGCAGUUCCGAAAGCUGCUGUCGAUCGAGCGCUCGCCGCCCAUCGAGGAGGUGAUCGCCGCGGGCGUCGUCCCGCGCUUUGUGCAGUUCUUGCAGUGCGGCGACAACCCGAUGCUGCAGUUUGAGAGCGCGUGGGCGCUGACCAACAUCGCGUCGGGCACGUCGGAGCACACGCGGGUGGUGAUCGCCAACGGGGCGGUGCCCAUCUUUGUGCAGCUCCUGAUGUCGCCCAACGACGACGUGCGGGAGCAGGCCGUCUGGGCGCUCGGCAACAUCGCGGGCGACUCGCCCGAGUGCCGCGACCUCGUGCUCACGCAGGGCGCGCUGCAGCCGCUGCUCGAGCAGCUGCAGCCCUCGUCCAAGAUGUCGAUGCUGCGCAACGCGACGUGGACGCUCUCCAACCUGUGCCGCGGCAAGCCCCAGCCGCAGUGGCCGCACGUCGUCGGCGCGCUCCCCAUCCUCGCGCAGCUCAUCUUCUCCAACGACGACGAGGUGCUGGCCGACGCGUGCUGGGCGCUGUCGUACCUCUCCGACGGCCCAAACGACAAGAUCCAAAAGGUGCUCGACACGGGCAUCUGCGCGCGGAUCGUGGAGCUGAUGGGCCACCCGCCGGCGAGCGUGCAGACGCCCGCGCUGCGCACCGCGGGCAACAUCGUCACGGGCGACGACAACCAGACGCAGCAGGUGAUCAACUGCGGCGCGCUGCCGAGACUGCUCGCGCUGCUCAACUCGCCCAAGAAGGGGAUCCGGAAGGAGGCGUGCUGGACCAUCUCCAACAUCACGGCGGGCACGCGCGAGCAGAUCCAGGCCGUCAUCGAGUCCAACAUCAUCCCGCCCCUCGUGCUGCUGCUCGCAACGGCGGAGUUCGACAUCAAAAAGGAGGCGGCCUGGUCCAUCUCCAACGCGACGAGCGGCGGUUCGACGGACCAGAUCAAGUACCUCGUCACGCAGGGGUGCAUCAAGCCGCUCUGCGACCUGCUCAUCUGCAACGACCCGCGCCUCGUCACCGUCGCGCUCGAGGGCAUCGAGAACGUCCUCAAGGCGGGCGAGCAGGACGGCGCGGCGACCGGCACAAACCCGUACGCGUCCUACGUUGACGAGGCGGACGGGCUGGAGAAGCUGGAGAAGCUGCAGGAGCACAACAACGAGGACGUCUUCAAGAAGGCGGUGCACAUCCUCGAGUCCUACUUUGGCUUGCUAGAGGAGGAGGACGAGCACCUCGCCCCCACCACCACGCAGCAGGGCUUUGUCUUCCAGGGGGCGCAGCAGCCCAUGGGCGGGAGAGAGCCCUCCCGCCCUCCGCAAGGCGGCUACCAGUUCUGAUGCCGCUGCCCGCCCGGACCGUCGCCGCGCCUUCGGCCGGUGCGGAUCUGGCUCUGAGCGAGGCUCGACUCGCCGGGCCGGCCGCCCUCGCCUCAUCCCCCGUCCCACGUAUCCUCUCGUAUCGCGACACGAGUGUUUUUGGCGUCCCGUGUCGCACCCCGCCGCAGAUCUCAGCGAGCGUCCCGCAUCGCCGCCAGGCGCGCGCCACCAAGACCGGCGCGCACUGGUCGCGGUCGCGGCCGCCUCGCUGUCCGGCGGCCCCGGUGCUAACCCUCCCCCCGGGUGCCGCCCCCAAUCUCCAUUGGCACAGCUCUGGCAAGCCCUCUCACUCUCCAGGUCUCUCCACAUUUCCUCCGAUGUGCUCGGGUGCUGGGUCACUGUUGCAAGCGAGUCAGCCCUCGGAUCUCUGUGUUUGUAUGUCCUUACGGUAUUCCCCUACAAAACA